AUGUCAACAGCCUCGCAGCGGCGCGAUGGGCGUGGGCCGCGCGAGAUGCGUGGAAAGGAGCUGCGGACCUCCGAGCUCACGCAAUUUGACGGCUCUGCCUGGUAUUCGCAGGGCCUCACCACCGUCGUCGUCGCCGUCAACGGCCCAGUUGCGGCGCGGCAGGAUGACUACCGCAGGUGCGGCGUGCAGGUUUACGUCAGCCGCGCCGCGCGCCUGCCGCGCGCCGGCGGCGCCGAGCAACUCUGCGUGGAGGAGCAGCGCGUGGAGCAGCGCCGCGCGGACGCCGCUGUGGAGGCGUUUCUCGCCGCUUCUCUGGAGGCCGUGGUGCGCCUCGAGCAGUUCCCGCGCUGCGUGCUGGAGGCCCACGUCACGGUGCUCGCAGACGACGGCGCACUUCUUUCGGUGGCGGCGAAUGCCCUCAUGUGUGCGCUGCUGGACGCCGGCGUGCCGUGCCGCACGACGGUGGCCGCCGUGAGCAUCGCCGCGUGUGCGGCAGAGGGCCCUGAGCAAACAACAGGCGCAGCCGCCGCCGAGGCGUCCGCCGCACCGCUGCUGCUGCUUCUCGACCCCACACGCGUAGAGGAGGAGGGCGACGGGGUGCGCACACGCGCCACCGCCACGUUUCUGCUCUCGAGCUCGGCGGACGGUGGCGACGGCUGUGGCGGGGGUGUGUUGGCGAGCCAGCUGCGGGCGUGUCCGCGAUCGGCGGCGUACGGCGGCGGAGUUUCCUCCAAGGAGCUGGCUGGCAUGAUCGCGUUGGCCGAGCGAGCCGCGGGUUCCCUCUUCGCCUUUUUUCGCAACUGCAACGUCCCCCUGGAGUGA
Messenger RNA from Trypanosoma conorhini, 822 nucleotides. Its product is annotated as ribosomal rRNA processing protein 41B. NCBI's taxonomy places the organism in Eukaryota, Euglenozoa, Kinetoplastea, Trypanosomatida, Trypanosomatidae. The transcript has a single exon. The record is from RefSeq and is a predicted model, not a curated record. Gene Ontology annotation, cellular component: cytoplasmic exosome (RNase complex); nuclear exosome (RNase complex); nucleolus. The coding region runs from base 1 to 822 and encodes 273 amino acids. Gene Ontology annotation, biological process: poly(A)-dependent snoRNA 3'-end processing; nuclear mRNA surveillance; U4 snRNA 3'-end processing.